Messenger RNA from Tetrahymena thermophila SB210, 162 nucleotides. RefSeq lists its product as hypothetical. The record is from RefSeq and is a predicted model, not a curated record. NCBI's taxonomy places the organism in Eukaryota, Ciliophora, Oligohymenophorea, Hymenostomatida, Tetrahymenidae. The annotation marks the transcript as partial. The transcript has a single exon.
ACAUGUGAGUUAGGCCAAAUAACUAAUUUUGUUGAACCAAUUGAUUUAUAACUAUUUUCUAACCAACUUUAAAAUCAAAGCCUAAGUCAAUAUAAUUAAUCAAGCUUUCAAUAUGAUAUUCUCCCUUAUACUUUAGCAUCUAAUUAAACCUUUAAUAUGAGC